Messenger RNA from Histoplasma mississippiense, 3423 nucleotides. RefSeq lists its product as hypothetical. Gene Ontology annotation, biological process: vacuolar acidification. The transcript has 9 exons. The record is from RefSeq and is a predicted model, not a curated record. Gene Ontology annotation, cellular component: RAVE complex. The coding region runs from base 1 to 3423 and encodes 1140 amino acids. Lineage: Eukaryota; Fungi; Ascomycota; Eurotiomycetes; Onygenales; Ajellomycetaceae. Gene Ontology annotation, molecular function: protein binding.
AUGCGAGCUCUGCUACCCGGCCGACCCCCGGCGAAGCUCCAAGCCCUGAGCAUCGCGCUGUGGAGCAAUAUUCGCAUUGUUUCCUACAUCACCGGCCAUGCUCUAGUUAUCCUCAGUGGACCGCACAAGCUUUUACAGACCAUCUAUCUCGAUGACGCAGAACCGUCUGACUCUGUCUUGAUCGACGAAGCUUCUGGAAGAAUUGCGGUCGCUGGGGGGCCGGAUAUUUCUGUCUUUAAGCCUUGUUGUGUUGGCGAUAAUACUUGGAAAUGGAGCCUAUGCCACAAACUUCGCGCCCCGAACGAUGAUGAGCGGAUAAAUGUGCUGUCAUGGGGCGCUGGGGAUGAGCUCCUGGCUGGUGGUUCGCGCCUCGUUUUAUGGCUCCUCACAGAUGAUCCGCAAAUCAUCUGGACGAAAAGCGUCGCAAACCCGGUGAAGUUUGCGCAAUUCUCCCAUGACGCUAGUUUGAUUGCCUCGACGGGUCAAUACGAUCGUCUGGUCAAGCUAUGGAGACGGCUCACGUUCAGUACCGAGGAAGUCCGGUUCGAAGUCUCCUACCUCCCCCACCCGGACGUUGUAACAAGCAUGCACUGGCGGCAGCCGCAUCAUCCGGAACAGACUAUGGACAAUAUUUUUUAUACGAUAUGCGCGGACAAUAAGAUUCGGGUUUGGGCUCCCAUGGAUCGGACAUGCUCCAAGUCAGCGCUACAGCUUUGGGCGGAGAUUGAUAUGAAUGAUGCAAUUCAGCCGAGACAGCCUCAUAACAGCGAGCUUGCAAAAAGGAGAUAUGGGUUCAUAAUUGACGCGAGGGAUUUUUCUGCUGCUACGGAACGUGCUGUACAGUUAAGGGCUGCAAUGGACCAGGAUAAUCGAGCUCUUGAACAUCUUGUUGAAGUGGCAACUAAGAGUCCGGAGGUGUGUAUCAUCAUGGAUGACAGAGGACAUAUGUCUGCUUGGGGUCUUGAGAAUGUCGGAUGCAAAGCCCGGUCACCAACGAGUGUAUUUAAUAUAACGCAUGUUGAGGGGCUGCAUCUUUCUUUUGCUUCCGGCAUUCCACCGAGCGACGAUUAUGCUCGAUUUUACGGCUUUGCUGGUGGAUUAUCUGAGGGAUCGUUUACGAUUUUAGUCCAUUACUUUGAUGGGAGGAUAGAGUGGCUUGUCUCGAAGGUGGAGGUGUUAUUUGACCCAUCUCCGCGAAAGCAACGGUUGACUUCAAGAGCUGUCUGGUCUGGACAUACGGGCUCCAUCAAGAAGAUCGAGCACGCCGUUGUGAAUGGGGCGAAUGGAUUCCAUCGUCCUCAUAUGCGCCAAUUUUUUGAGACUGGGAUAUGUAAUCCAUCACUCGCCAGUGGUGCCUCAAUGCGCAAAGCAGCUAUCGUCGACCAAGAUCGAACGCGUCUCACUAUAUGGGAUACCUAUGGGGCUCAGCUGGAGUUUGAAGAGAAGUUUCCUCAACAUGAUAUCAUCAAGGAUUUGGAUUGGACGUCAACACCGCAUACACAAUCCAUAUUGUCUGUUGGAUUCCCCCACAAAGUUGUUCUCAUGUCUCAGCUACGAUAUGACUACCUCGAUGCUGGACCAUCGUGGACACAGAUUAGAGAAAUCUCGAUCCGGGAUCUAACACCUCAUCCAAUUGGUGAUUCCUGUUGGCUCGGCAACGGUAAUCUUGUCGUUGGGUCUGGCAAUCAACUGUUUGUCUAUGACAAGCAUAUUGAACUCAGUAACCGGUUGGUUGCCAAUCUUCGACUUCCAGCGCGGCAGAUAUAUGUGGAUCUCUUUGGCGUUGUCAGUCGUUUGAAUGGUACUCUACCAGUGUUUCAUCCGCAGUUUUUGUCACAGUGCAUACUUUCCGGGAAGUCAAAUCUAGUGCAUCUAAUCCUUACAAGUCUCUAUCGAAAGCUUAUCUUUUAUACCGAGGGAGAUGAACUUGAUGGAUUCUUGAAUAUCCCGCUCGAAGAUAUCUAUCAAAAUGAAGAUGCCAUGAAAACGGUCCACUGGAAAGAAAUGCCUUCGUCGUAUGGCGAUUUCACCACUGAUUGUGAAUCUUCUGUUGUGGACGAGACGCUGGGAACCGCACUAAAUGAAAAUUUAAUGCGAGUUGCACUGCCUCAAUUAACAAGUACCGAACAAUUCCGCCUUGUAAACAUCAUUGAGUGUGUAGCAACCGUCGAUAAACAUCGACGGUCAAUGGACGAUAAUGCUGCGCGGUAUCUACUAUUCUUCCGCCAACACGUGUUACGGAGAAGCCAAGGACUUCCUGAGCAACCCACUGUUUCAUGGCGGGAAAUUGUAUGGGCGUUACACAGCGACAGUCAUGAAAUCCUCGUAGAUCUCGUCUCUAGGCAAUAUCAGGGAAAAAUGCUUUGGGAGCAUGCGAAAGAGAGUGGGAUUUUCAUGUGGAUAACAGAUUUAAAUUGUUUGCGAGCUCAACUCGAAGUCGUUGCACGCAAUGAAUAUACCAAAAGCGACGAAAAGAACCCCAUCGACUGUAGUCUUUAUUAUCUAGCACUUAGAAAGAAGAGUGUCCUACAGGGCCUUUGGCGAAUGGCAGGCUGGAAUCGUGAACAGUCUGCCACCCAACGAUUAUUGAGCAAUAAUUUUAAUGAACCGAGGUGGAAAACGGCGGCACUCAAAAACGCGUAUGCAUUGCUCGGAAAACGGAGAUUUCCGUACGCUGCUGCUUUCUUUCUACUGGCAGACCACUUGCGUGAUGCUGUUUAUGUGUGUAUGAAUCAACUGCAAGAUGUGCAGUUGGCUGUAGCGAUUGCACGGGCCUACGAGGGAGAUGAUGGACCGGUACUUAAGGAGAUUCUAGAGGAAAGAGUUCUUGUCGACGCUGCUUCCGAGGGUAACCGAUGGAUGGCUACGUGGGCAUUUUGGUUGCUGAAUCGACGAGAUAUAGCUGUACGGACAUUGAUUUCGCCCAUUGAAACCCUCAUCCAUUCCACUCCAUCCUCCCCCACCAGCCCAGGCACAAUUACCCUACGGGCAAAAUCAUACCUUUCCCACGACCCAGCUCUGGUCAUCCUUUACAAACAACUCCGCGAUAAGACCUUGCAGACGCUGAAAGGUGCGUCCAAAGUUCCUGCAAGAGACGAAUGGGAAUUCGUCCUGCGCAACGCUCGGUUGUAUGACCGUAUGGGCUGCGACCUACUGGGCCUCAACCUUGUGCGCGAAUGGGAGUUCCUUAAACCUCCCCCACCUCUCAAGAAAAAUCAACCUACACCUCUACCACUUACGCUGCCGGAUCUAAGGAAAUUGCUGAAGAGGCGAGGCAGCUUGGUUGUGGCUGAUAUGCCUACUUCACCAUCGCUUCAGGAAGAGUCGAAACAUCCGAUUUCUCCGCACAGUGGAAAGCGCGAAGCACGAACUAUGUUUGAGGAGCCAGAUCCAAACUCUUUGUUGGAUAGUUUUGGUUUUUAA